Messenger RNA from Anisakis simplex (herring worm), 1257 nucleotides. NCBI's taxonomy places the organism in Eukaryota, Metazoa, Nematoda, Chromadorea, Rhabditida, Anisakidae. The record is from the annotation of a GenBank genome assembly.
AUGUUAAUCAAUCAGUUAAUAGUUGUUCUUUCCUUAUUUGUGGUAUCAAAGGCUGAUGAAGACAUCAUUCAGAAGUACAAUAGAAGUUCUCAUGAACUAAUCAACUAUUUUGUCAAAGGAAAAGGCACGGGAUUGGCCUAUGAAUGGUUGAGCACUUUGGUGGAUAAAUUCGGCAGUCGACAUCUUGGCAGUGAAAGCUUGGAUAGGGCAAUCGACUAUGUGGUAAAGGGCCUGAAAAAGGAUGGCUUCGAUAAUGUGCACACUGAAGAGGUGCCUGAUUUACCGAAGUGGGUGCGGGGCGAUGACCUCGUACAAAUGAUCAAACCUCGACUGCAAAAGUUCAACGCACUAGCGAUUGAUGGUUGCCCACCAGCGAACAUAACUGCAGAAGCUGUUGUAGUGAAACAUUACGAUGAGUUGAAGCAUAUCAAUGUGACUGGUAAAAUAGUGGUGUUCGAUCAAAAAUGGAAAGGUUACGGUAAAACGGUUAAGUACCGACGGUCGGCAAAAAUUGUCGAAGAACACGGUGGCGUCGGAGUGCUCGUCAAAUCAAUAACUCCCUUCUCUCCAGCAUUGCCUCAUACAGGCAGUGGCGCUCGAGGAUCAAAAAUACCAGCACUAACGAUCACACUAGAAGAAGCAGAUAUGUUGUAUAGAAUGCAAAAACGAGGUGAAAAAAUCAUCAUUAACCUGGAUAUUAAAUCACAUCCAGACGGAAAUGUUUCUUCGAGAAAUAUUCUCUUCGAAAUCAAAGGUAGCGAGAUGCCGUCUGAAGUGGUACUUCUGUCGGGACAUAUGGACACUUGGGAUGUAGGACAAGGAGCAUUGGACGAUGGCGGUGGUUGUGCGGUCAUGUGGAGUGUUUUGUAUGCGCUGAAACAACUUUCGAAAAGAAAUUCUAUAUUCGCUCCCAAACGAACCAUUCGUGUCGCAUUUUGGACAGCCGAAGAGCAAGGUCUGCUGGGUGCUCGCUACUACUAUGAAACGCAUAAAAACGAUACUAAUGAACAUUUUGUUCCUACCCAACGACCGACAGCUGUUGAAUCAUCACUCGAGGGUGACAUUCAACCAUGGACUGAUGAGGGCAUUCCUUCGGUAAACUACUUACCGGAUCAAGGCCGUAGCUACUACUUCCAAUACCAUCAUACCGAUGCGGAUUACAUGAGUAUCUUCAAAGAGGGUGAUCUGGAGUAUACGGGAGCCAUAUUCGGCGUCAUCGCGCACGUGAUGGCAAAUCUCGCUCAUCUCGCAGAAUAG